AUGUCGGAGGGGCCGUCCGAUCUGUCCAAUUCGCAUCUAGAGCCCCCAAGGAAGACAACUGAAAUGCAAGACCCAGGAGCUGGUGACCAUAUCUCCGAAAGCGAAGACGAACACUUCUCCGACGCCAGCGAAGGCAAUCCAGAGCCCCAGUCGCUCCCACAAUCCGGUCGCACUUCCCCUGUCCCGCGAACACGAGUCGAGAGAGCCGACAGCAGCACCCAACAUGGCGAGGUUCCCGGUACAGCGGCAUUCAAAGCACGGGAACAAGAUGCUGUUCCCGACGAAAUCGAAGUGGUCCCAGAAGGUUCACACAGCCCGAACCACUCGCCCGCGGGGUCGGAGGAACGACCUUCAGACCCUGAGGGCUCGCCCAUCCCGCGAACAAUGGUUGAAAAGGUAGACCCGGAUCAGCCCAGCCAUGGCGAAGUGCCAGGCACAUUAGCAAAUGAGAAGCGCCUCGCCGAUGCCGUGCCUGAUGUUGUGGUUAAAGCUUCCGACUCAGAGGGCAGCCCAACACCGCCAGCUCUGGGCCCUACAUCCUCAAAGGUCGAUGUCUCUGAGCAGGAUAUCCCAGAGACCCGACUUGAACGUGUCGAAACCAUGCCUACUGGUGAAGAUGAAGAGGCAGGACCACACCCACAGGCCCAUCAAAGCUCACCAAGUGACACAUUACCCGAUACGGUAGAAACCGUACCUGAUGUCUCGUUGUCAGAUGAUCCCGAGCUUCCAGUGCAAGAUCUCUCUCUGGGCAAAGACACGAACGAAUAUGAUGAAUACGACGAGCAAGAAGAUGAGCAAGAAAUGGGGGAUGACUUUGAUGAAUUUGUAGAAGAGCAGGAUGACAUGGGAGACGAUGAUUUCGGAGACUUCGAUGACGGCUUCCAAGAGCCCAGCACAGAAGAUAUAGAAGACCCUCCAGCAGACACAACUCCGCCACCCCAGCAGCAUCAAGCACCUCCAGUUCCACCUCUCAUUGACUUCAGCGCCUUCAACACAACAUCCGAACUCCUCAACUCUCUUCAGGAUACCCUCGACAACCUCUUCCCUGCAUCACAAAAUCUAAGCUCCCUCCCCGCAGUCGAGCCAAUCCCAGACUCCGCCGCAAUCUUCAGCACCGAGCGCUCCCUCUCUCUAUGGUCCCAGCUCGUCGCACCGCCACCCCUCCAACCCCAAAACUGGGUCAAAUCUCGCAUCCGCCGCCUAUUCCUCGUCUCACUUGGCGUCCCCGUCGAUCUCGACGAGAUCCUCCCCGCCUCAAAACAAAAGAAGCUCAUCCUCCCUUCCAUCGACCUGGAAGGGUCAGGAGCCAAAAGCCCCCGCUCAGCCAGCCAGCCCCGCAAAGAUGACGGCGCCCAAACAGACCUCGAAAAAGGGCAAGCGCCUUCACGCCAAAAGGCAUCCCGUCGUAACGACCCGUCUCCGCCGGGCAUGGAUCUCUCGGCGGUUCGUCGUCUGUGUGCCACCACCGAUGCUGCACUAAGUGGUCUUACGGACACGGAGUUGAAGUUGCAUGUUCAGGAAUUGGAACAGGUUACUCAGCGCGCUAGUGCAGUGCUUGAACACUGGCUGAAGCGCCGGGACGGCCUUGUUGGUGAAAAAGAGGCUUUUGAGGGUGUUAUUGAGAACCUUGUUAGCCAUGUUCGGAGAGUUAGGAAAUAG
Messenger RNA from Penicillium brevicompactum, 1659 nucleotides. Its product is annotated as DUF5102 domain-containing protein. The transcript has 3 exons. The record is from RefSeq and is a predicted model, not a curated record. NCBI's taxonomy places the organism in Eukaryota, Fungi, Ascomycota, Eurotiomycetes, Eurotiales, Aspergillaceae. Bases 1 to 1659 code for a protein of 552 amino acids.